AUGAGCGCUUUGACGGAGGAGGCAGUAGAGAAGUAUUUAGAUGCCAAUCCUACUUUUGCCAAAACUUACUAUGACAAUAAAUUCAGAUCUGAAAUUUUAUUUGAGCUGCUGAGCACCGAAAAGACCAAUGUGGACUUCAGCACCUAUCAUGAUCUAAGCAGCGUGGAGGAAAGUGAGAUAGUCUUUGACCUGAUUAGAGGGUUCCAGGAUAACCUGAAUGUUGACAGAUGUGUCUUCAACAUACUCAAGAGGCUCACCUUCAUUAUUCAGGCAGACCGCAUGAGCUUGUUCAUGUACCGCAUGAGAAAUGGUACAGGCGAAUUAGCCACCAGACUCUUCAAUGUGCACAAGGAUGCCACCAUGGAGGAAUGCCUGGUACUACCAGACUCUGAGAUUGUUUUUCCUUUGGAUACUGGAGUGUUGGGAUUUGUGGCACAGUCUAAGAAAAUAGUCAAUGUUCAAAGUGUGUCUGAGGAUACCCACUUCUGCAGGUUCGUAGAUAACCUCACAGAAUAUGCAACACAAAGCAUACUGGCAGCCCCUAUAAUGAACGGCAAAGAUGUAGUGGCUGUGAUAAUGGCUGUUAACAAAUUUGAUGGCACCUGUUUCACCCAAAGAGAUGAAGAGAUGUUCCUUAAGUACCUCAACUUUGCCAACCUGAUUCUCAAGGUGUAUCACCUAUCCUACCUUCACAACUGUGAGACUAGAAGAGGCCAGAUAUUGUUGUGGUCAGCCAACAAGGUCUUUGAAGAGCUAACAGACAUUGAACGACAGUUUCACAAAGCACUUUAUACGGUCCGCGCCUUCCUUAACUGUGAUAGAUACUCUGUGGGUCUUCUCGAUAUGACGAAAACAAAGGAAUUUUUUGACCAGUGGCCAGUUCUAAUGGGUGAAGUGCCACCAUAUUCUGGACCAAAGACUCCAGAUGGCAGAGAAAUAUCCUUCUAUAAAGUGAUCGACUAUAUUGUGCAUGGAAAAGAAGAGAUUAAAGUCAUUCCGAAUCCACCAGCAGAUCACUGGGCUUUGGUUAGUAAACUGCCCACGUAUGUUGCAGAAAAUGGUCUUAUUUGCAACAUUAUGAACACCGGUGCUGAUGACUACUUUGCGUUUCAGAAAGGCGCAGUUGAUGACUCUGGGUGGAUAAUCAGAAAUGUCCUUUCAAUGCCUAUCGUCAACAAAAAAGAAGAAAUAGUGGGGGUUGCAACAUUUUACAACAGAAAGGAUGGGAAGCCAUUUGAUGAAAUGGACGAAGUGUUAACUGAAUCUUUGACACAGUUCCUUGGCUGGUCUGUUCUAAAUACAGACACAUACGAUAAGUUAAACAAACUGGAGAACAGGAAAGAUAUUUAUCAAGACAUGGUCAACUAUCAUAUAAAGUGCAACAAUGAUGAGCUACAGAUAAUUCUGAAAACUAAGGAAGUAUUUAACCGAUUACCAGAGGAGUGUGAAGAAGAAGAAAUGUAUGAAAUAUUGCAAGAAGAGCUGCCAGAUCCAGAGGAGGCUGAAAUUUAUGAAUUUCACUUUAGUGACUUGCCACAGACUGAGCUUUUCUUGGUGAGAUGUGCUAUACAGAUGUACUAUGAAUUAGAAGUGGUCGACAAAUUCCAUAUACCCCAGGAGGUAUUAGUGCGUUUUCUAUUCUCAGUCAGUAAAGGAUACAGAAAAAUUACUUAUCACAACUGGCGACAUGGCUUCAAUGUUGGACAAACCAUGUUUACCCUCCUAAUGACAGGGAAGUUAAAGCGUUAUUAUACGGACCUUGAGGCCAUGGCAAUGGUGACAGCUGCAUUUUGCCAUGAUAUUGACCACAGAGGUACAAAUAACCUGUACCAAAUAAAGUCAGGACAUCCCCUAGCAAAGCUCCAUGGGUCAUCUAUCCUAGAAAGACACCAUUUGGAAUUCAGCAAAACAUUGCUCAAAGAUGAGCAAGUAAACAUCUACCAGAACCUGAACAGGAGACAGUACGAUCAUGCUAUCCAUAUGAUGGAUAUUGCAAUCAUCGCCACAGACCUGGCUUUGUACUUCAAGAAAAGGGCUAUGUUCCAGAAAAUAGUGGAUCAGUCUAAGACAUACGAAAGUGAGAAAGCAUGGACGGAGUAUAUGAUGUUGGAACAAACCCGCAAAGAAAUAGUCAUGGCAAUGAUGAUGACAGCCUGCGAUCUCUCAGCUAUUGCAAAGCCAUGGGAAAUACAGAGCAAGGUUGCAUUGUUGGUUGCAGCAGAAUUUUGGGAACAAGGUGACUUGGAAAGGACUGUAUUGCAGCAAAAUCCAAUCCCAAUGAUGGACAGGAACAAAGCUGAUGAGCUUCCAAAGCUGCAGUGUGGUUUUAUUGAUUUUGUGUGCACAUUUGUAUAUAAGGAGUUUUCAAGAUUUCAUUCAGAGAUCCAGCCAAUGUAUGACAGGAUUCUGAACAAUAAAAAAGAAUGGAAAGCUUUGGCAGAUGAGUAUGAUGCUAAAAUGAAAGCUUUGGAAGAGGAAAAGCAAAAGAAAGCAGGCAUACAACCAGCAAAGCCAGCCCCAGCCUCAACAGGAAAAGAAAAUGGCGGCAACGUCCCAGUAGUCGAAGAAGCACCUCAGUCCAAAAGCUGUUCUAUCUUAUGA
This is a messenger RNA of Nanorana parkeri, 2601 nucleotides long. It is a transcript of the gene PDE6A, whose product is annotated as phosphodiesterase 6A. Gene Ontology annotation, biological process: signal transduction. The transcript is spliced from 22 exons. The record is from RefSeq and is a predicted model, not a curated record. Gene Ontology annotation, molecular function: 3',5'-cyclic-nucleotide phosphodiesterase activity; protein binding. Lineage: Eukaryota; Metazoa; Chordata; Amphibia; Anura; Dicroglossidae. The coding region runs from base 1 to 2601 and encodes 866 amino acids.